GCUUAUACAAAAUUGAUGCCAACGCAAUGGCGAACUAUCGCUCCAAUUGUUGGAAGAACGCCAUCUCAAUGUCUUGAAAGAUAUCAGAGAUUGCUUGAUGAAGCAGAAGCUAAAGAAGGAUUAGAUUUGACUGGACCGGCGGGUGAUACAGGUCCGAGUGCUGAUGAUGUUCGAAGACUUAGACCUGGAGAGAUUGACCCUGAUCCAGAAACAAAGCCUGCAAGGCCCGAUCCUGUCGAUAUGGACGAAGAUGAGGCUCGUGCUAGGUUAGCCAAUACUCAAGGCAAAAAAGCGAAGCGAAAAGCACGUGAAAAACAACUAGAAGAAGCUAGACGUCUAGCUUCCCUGCAAAAAAGACGUGAAUUAAAAGCUGCGGUGAAAAAGAAGAAGAAGGGCAUGGAUUAUAAUGCAGACAUACCAUUUGAAAAAAGGCCAGCAUUAGGAUUCUAUGAUACUACUGAAGAAAAAAAUCGACAACCAGAGAUGACCGAGGGUGGUCUCAUUAAUUUUGUACCUGCAAGAAAUGCGCAAUUAAAUAAAUUAAAACAAGCAGAACAAAUUAACAAACGAAGAAAAUUAAUUCUUCCUGCACCACAAGUUGGAGAAACUGAACUUGAAGAGAUUGUAAAAAUUGGGUUUGCUGGACAAAACGUUAAAGCAGUUGUAGGAGAAUCGGAUAAUGUUUCUUCUCUUACAGACUACACUCCUUCUAGCACUAGUCUACCAUUAAGAACACCAAGAACACCAAGAACGGUAGCAGGUAUAACACAAACACCAAGAACGCCAGGAACUCUCCUUUCGCUAAGGACUCCAAGAACUCCAGCUGCUGUUGACACUGCGACUAUUAAACAGCUUAGAGCAGGAUUGUUAAAUUUGCCUGCACCAAAAAAUGAUUUUGAAAUUGUUUUACCUGACGUCGAAGGGAAAGAAGUGCCCAAAGAGGAUACCGAAGGAAUAGAAGAAGAUGCUAGUGAUAGAGAUAAAAAAUUAAAGGCUCAGCAAGAAGAAGAAGCUGUACAGCGUGAUCUUCCUCGACCUGUUAACAUCAAUUCAGUUUUUGAUUCAUUCGAAGAAGUUUCAGAUGGUGACUCUGAAAUCCAAAAGCUCAUUGAUAUUGAGAUGCUCACGCUAUUACGACGUGAUGCGGUAAUGCAUCCAGUUCAUGGAAGUAAACCUGCAAACUUGGAUUUAGAAUCAUUCGAAGAAUUUCCUGACGAAUUGAUUGAUCAGGUGAAGAAAGAAAUAGAUUUAGAAUUUACAAAAGUUACCAAUGAACUUUCCAACGAAGAUUUUGAUGAAGCAUGGAGCCAAAUUCAUGAUACACCCGUAACAACCCAAUUUCACAGUCAACUAGAAGCUAAUCGUAAUGUUAUGAUUAAAGAAGCCACAAAGGCUACUAAGUUAGAGAAAAAAUUAAAUGUUAUAUUGGGCGCUCUUUCAAAGAAUGUUUCUGAGACAUUUGAUGAAAUUGAACAAGCAAAAAUAGAACUUGACUCUUUUCAAUCUUUAAGUAUUUCGGAACGGGAAGCGAUACCGAAGC
Molecule: messenger RNA, 1540 nt
Organism: Racocetra fulgida
Lineage: Eukaryota; Fungi; Glomeromycota; Glomeromycetes; Diversisporales; Gigasporaceae
Source: the annotation of a GenBank genome assembly